UCCAUUGUGGUAAAAAGAAAAUGGGAAAUGGUAAAUUGUAGAGGAAGAUUGCAAGUUCAUGGUGCAUGACCCACAAAUGCUGAAGUGUUUUGUGUAUGAAGAUGCCUCCUGUACAUUUAUGGAGUGUGAGAUGGAUCUCUAUUCUGAUUAGCUGAACGGUAUUGGAAGGAGUUUCAGUUUCCCGUGCUCUUGAAACUCAAAAUGGAUGUUUUAGGAGAAAAUGAAGCCCUGCAGCAGUUCUUUGAUGGUAAGGAUGUCACUGGAGAACUGGAGAAUCUUUUUGUUGACACCAGUAUGCUGGAAGAAUAUAUUAGCAAUGACUUAGAACCAGGAGCCAUCUCAUUACCAGAGUCACCACCGGAUUCUGUUCCUGAAUGCUUUUCACCUCCACAAAUGAAAGAUGUACAGCGUGGAGGUACCUGGACUGCUGAAAUCCACCCCCAGAUGAGACAGACCUCUUCGGUGAACCAUCGUAAAGCUUCUUGUGCACUCAGUGAACUGGCGGUGUCUACUCAUUCUAACUUGCCGCAACAGUGCAGAUAUAAUGGACUUCGGGAACACUCUGUGAAACCUCAUGUGACUAUACCUUCGAGCAACUGCUCAGUACCUUCAAGUUAUACGUGUCUGCCAACUGUUCCCGUCCAGCAGAACAUCAAUCACCCUUCCGAAGUUUUAAUUCCGCAUUCAAACAAAAGGAAACAUUCUGAGUUUUUUGAGGACGCUGUUGAUGACACGUGGAAUGAAAUUGAAGAAGAUUGCUAUUCUAGAGAACACUGUGCAGAUAACCACAGUUUAGAUACGGACAGGCAAACGGGAGUUUCUAUGGACCAGGGCUGUCUACGUUUGAAAUGGCAAUCUUUCCAACCCAAUCAAUGGGCGACAUUAUGUGACAGUAGUUACAAUGAAUUAUCUGCUCCAGGAUAUCAAGUAGAUGCAGACAAAGGAUUUAACUUUUCAACAGUGGAUGGUUCAUUUGUUUGUCAGAAGAAGAACCACUUCCAGGUCACAGUUCAUGUUGGCUUGAUUGGAAAUCCAAAAUAUGUCAAAACACCUGUGGGCUUUAAACCAAUUGAAUCAUUCUUCCUGAAUAUUUUUGGAGUAAAGGCUGAAGCCACAAAUCAGGUGAUCAACAUUGAGCAAUCUCAAUCUGACCGCAGCAAGAAACUUUUUAAUCCAAUCAGGGUUGAUUUGCCAGGAGACCAAACAACAAAAAUCACCUUAGGAAGACUACAUUUUGGUAAAACAACUGCGAACAACAUGAGGAAGAAGGGGAAACCUAAUCCAGAUCAGAGGUAUUUCAUGCUUGUGGUUGGUCUGUAUGCACUCAGUCAAAACCAGAGUUAUCUAUUAACUGCUCAUUCAUCGGAACAGAUAAUUGUGCGGGCUUCAAAUCCGAGCCAGUUUGAGCACGACCAUGAAGCAACGUGGCAACAGGGUCAUUCCCCCAACACGAUUGUUUGCCACGGCCAAGUGGGAAUUAACACCGAUACGCCGGAUGAGGCAUUGGUUGUGUGCGGCAAUGUACAAGUCAUGGGGACAGUAAUGCAUCCUUCUGACCAACGAGCAAAAGAGAAUAUACACGAGGUUGACACCACGGAACAACUAAAGCGGAUUACACAAAUGAGACUCGUGGAAUAUGACUAUAAGCCCGACUUUGCAUUAAAAAUGGGUGUUGAUCAUGUACAUGGAACCGGCAUGAUAGCACAAGAAGUGAAAGACAUUCUGCCAGCAGCUGUAAGGGAGGUUGGGGAUGUGACCUAUACCAAUGGUGACAAAAUCGAGAAUUUCCUUAUGGUUGAUAAAGAUCAAAUCUUCAUGGAGAAUGUUGGUGCCGUGAAGGAGUUGUGCAAGUUGACCGACAAUUUGGAAAAAAGAAUUCAAGAAUUGGAGAUCUGGAAUAAGAAUCUUGCCAGAUUGAAGCAGAACGGGACCAUGAACUCCACAAUGACAGAGAAACAUAGGAGCAGGAAACAGAGAGCGUACUCACCUUAUGGGCGUGGUCCUCAUGCUAUCCCCAGUAGUGCAGAAUUCAGUGAUAAGACAAGCAUGUUCAGCCAAUCGAGCAACUUAGUGCCCUCAAAGAAACCUGUUAUGGCCAACCGCAAGGCUUACCUUAAACAAGAGUGCACUCCACAAAAAGUCUUGCAGACUGCCAUCAUGGCUCUGUUUGGUGUCAUGGCCUUUUGUAUUAUUUUGAUUUUGGCUCUCUAUGUGCUGACUUUAACUGAAGAGAAAAAUGACAUCAAAAUUAUCAACAGCAGCUAUACUGCAGGAGUACUGAGCACAACUGGACAAACUACCAUUAUCCCACACACAACAUUGUCAGUAAAGAACUCAAGUCCAUUUUAUACAACGUUAAAAACGGAAACUUCUUGGCCUGAAAUAACCUUUUGUGGUGUCUUACCUUGUGACAUGGUGCAUUGCUGUGAUGGUCGGUCUCCGGUCAAAGGCAUUCCCUUCCAGCGUACUCAGAAGAUAAUCGCUAAGGAUCAUCAUACGAUGCAAAACCUUUCAGAGCCAGGAUCAGGGACAAGUCCAUUUACAAAUAAAAGAGAAGGGAAGCAGGAUGAUUGGUUCGAUACAUCUGUUAGAUCAAUACAGAUCCUGGAAAGCCAGCAAAUUAUUGAUCAGCAAUUCUGUACAAAAGGAGUUCACUGUGGAAAUGGUAACUAUAACUACAUAAUCCCGAUCAACAAAUAUACACCUUUGAAUAUGAGGAUUACUUUAGAAAUAAACACAACAGAACCCAUGCUUGUUUAUAAAUGCACAAUACACUUUGGCAGAACUUGUGUGAACUCUGUAAGGAUUGAAUCUCAAAAAGAUGCUUCACAAGAAAUGUCACAGGGUUAUCAACAUUUCUGGGUCUUGCCUGUUGCACAUCUGCAUGAGUGCAGGUACCACUUCCGUGUUGCUGCAGCAGAUCUGGCGGAUUGUGGAACAGAUCAGAAUUUUGCUGGGAUAUACUUCACUGAUUAUUACUUUUAUUUUUAUCGACGAUGUAACUAACUCAGUACAACCAAAACUACUUGUACCUUGAACCUUGAUGUUGAGAUUUCUGUGGUGCAUAUUGUAGCUUCAUCAGUAUAUGCAAGUGUUAAUCCAUCAUUUAAUUCCUUGAAAUGCAACAUGUUACAUGCCAGUUGUUGACCACUAUCAUCUCUGUUGUGUAUUUGAUAUUUCAAUAAUAUUUGCGUAAUCUUGUAUAUAUAUUGUUUAAUUAAGCAUUCUUGUUCAUUUAAAUAAUUACUUAUGGGUUAUACUUAAAAUAUGUUAAAUGCAUAUGUCAUCACACCAUCACGAGUUACGUGUGUGCCUCUCUUUAAGUAAAUUUGAAGUUA
Molecule: messenger RNA, 3338 nt
Organism: Hypanus sabinus (Atlantic stingray)
Lineage: Eukaryota; Metazoa; Chordata; Chondrichthyes; Myliobatiformes; Dasyatidae
Product: myelin regulatory factor-like protein
Exons: 26
Coding region: 202-3006 (934 amino acids)
Biological process (GO): protein autoprocessing; positive regulation of DNA-templated transcription
Cellular component (GO): endoplasmic reticulum membrane; nucleus
Molecular function (GO): sequence-specific DNA binding; DNA-binding transcription factor activity
Source: RefSeq, a predicted model, not a curated record